Synchytrium microbalum is the source of this 1089-nucleotide messenger RNA. RefSeq lists its product as uncharacterized. Lineage: Eukaryota; Fungi; Chytridiomycota; Chytridiomycetes; Synchytriales; Synchytriaceae. Gene Ontology annotation, biological process: protein phosphorylation. Bases 1 to 1089 code for a protein of 362 amino acids. The record is from RefSeq and is a predicted model, not a curated record. The transcript has 6 exons. Gene Ontology annotation, molecular function: protein kinase activity.
AUGGCUGCAGCACCGUCUAAGACGUCUCUUCUCAAGGUCGAUGACCCGGAAGCGUUAGGAGCUCACUUGGCCCUAAAAAUCCCUGGAUUCCAGCCGCCGUUAACGCUAAAACAAUUUAAAACUGGCCAGUCUAACCCAACUUACAUGUUGGAGGAUUCCAGGGGAGUCAAAUAUGUUUUAAGAAAGAAACCACCAGGCAAGCUCGUACCAAGAGCUCAUCAGAUUGAACGAGAAUUCGAAAUCAUGUCGGCUCUAAAACAAGGAUCGACACUCCCAAUCCCAAAACCAUACUAUAUGUGUGAAGACCCUUCGAUUAUUGGAUCUGCCUUUUAUGUGAUGGAGUUCGUAGAGGGUCGCGUUAUAGAAAACGGAUUGUUUCCAGAUGUUCCUGAUCAAGACAGACAUGCAUAUUGGUAUGAGCUCAUUGAUGUGCUGGCUGCCUUCCAUAGUGUGAAUUACAAGGCUGUUGGACUGGCCAAUUUUAGUCACGGGCGCGUUAGCAACUACUUUGAACGUCAAGUAAAGGUCUAUUCUGAGAUGGGCGCAUCGCAAGCACCAUUACUGAAACCAGAUGGAACCCGUCUUGGAGAAUUGAACAGACAGGCUGAACUUGAGGCUUGGCUUCGCAAGCAAGCUAAAGCGCUAGCUGAUGAGUCUACGCUGGUUCAUGGUGAUUACAAGGCCGGAAAUAUAAUGUUUCAUCCAACACAGCCAAAGAUUGUUGCUAUUCUUGAUUGGGAGACUUCGACCGUCGGCCAUCCUCUUAACGAUUUGGCUACCAUAUUAAUGUCGUUUUAUCUUCCAAACGGAUACCGUAAUCUUCCAAGACCACUCUCAAUCCCCGAACCAGAAGCACUAAUAAGAAGAUAUUGUGCAGCUGCCAAACGACCAUAUCCGAUAAAGGGACUUGAUUUUUGCAUAGCAUUCACCUUAUAUCGUGCAGGCAUUCAAGUACAGGGAAUUGCUGCACGGGUAUUGAAAGGUCAGAACAAUAAUGCAGAUGGACGUGUCCAAGAUUUCUUACAGUAUGGAGAUGUAGCAUUGGAAAUAAUGGAUGGGAGAUUGAAGAUUAAUCUUGGAAAGUUGUGA